Molecule: messenger RNA, 1866 nt
Organism: Paralichthys olivaceus (Japanese flounder)
Lineage: Eukaryota; Metazoa; Chordata; Actinopteri; Pleuronectiformes; Paralichthyidae
Product: cannabinoid receptor type 1B-like
Biological process (GO): regulation of metabolic process; adenylate cyclase-activating G protein-coupled receptor signaling pathway
Cellular component (GO): cytoplasm; plasma membrane
Molecular function (GO): cannabinoid receptor activity
Source: RefSeq, a predicted model, not a curated record
AUCUGAUGAUUCCUCCUGAAAAGCAUCUAAAAAACAACAAGUGUAGCUGCUGCAUUUGAAUUGGAGCCGCUGGGACUGGACACUGGUUCACUCCCACUUCAACAGCUUUUCCUCGCGUCGUGGAUCGAUGUUUGUACUGAGGGAAUCAAGAUGUCCCGUUGCUCGGCUCUAAUGCGGUUUGACCACACACGUCUCCACUGAGCAUCUCUGCAGCUACAAACCAGUCAUGAAGUUGGCUUUGCACAGGAUAGCAGGCACCACCAUGAGCACGUUAACAACAGGUGUCCAGUAUCUCGGCUCCAACGACGCCAGCUAUGACGACCCCUCCCUUGACUCGACCCUGAUCAAGAGCAAGUUCCACUUUGAGAAACCUCAACCCGCCUCCAUCGGCCACUCGCUCUCUGGACUUGUCUCUGGAAAUAAGGAGGUCCUCUACAGAGGUCUCUCUGCCAUCUUCCCCACCAACGUAUCAGACCUUUUACCUGCUAAUGGCACGUCUGUGGAUAGCGGUGGAGCGGCACAGUGUGGAGAGGACUUUGCCGAUAACAUGGAGUGCUUUAUGAUUUUGACUCCUGGUCAGCAGCUCGCUGUCGCCAUCUUGGCACUCACCCUGGGCACGUUCACGGUGCUGGAGAACCUCAUGGUGCUGUGCGUGAUCCUGCACUCUCAGACGCUCCGGUCGCGGCCUUCAUACCACUUCAUAGCCAGUCUGGCUGUGGCUGAUCUGAUCGGAAGCAUCAUUUUUGUCUACAGCUUCCUGGAUUUCCAUGUGCUCCACAGGAAGGACAGCCCCAAUAUCUUCCUCUUCAAGCUGGCAGGGGUCAUCGCCUCCUUCACCGCCUCUGUAGGAAGUUUGUUUCUCACCGCAAUCGACCGAUACAUUUCCAUCCACAGGCCCAUGUCGUACAAGCGCAUUGUCACAAAGACUAAAGCAAUCGUUGCCUUCAGUAUGAUGUGGAUGAUCUCCAUUGUCAUCUCGCUGCUGCCGCUGCUGGGCUGGAACUGCAAGCGUCUCAACUCCGUCUGCUCUGACAUCUUCCCUCUCAUCGACAAGAAGUACCUUAUGUUCUGGAUCAGCAUGACGACCAUCUUGGUGCUGUUCAUCAUCUACGCCUACAUGUUCAUCCUCUGGAAGUCCCACCACCACGCUGUCCGCAUGCUGAGCCGCAGCUCUCAGAGGAGUGUGAUUGUCUACACCGCGGAGGGGACGAAAGUUCAGACAAUGAGGCCCGAGCAAGCCCGCAUGGACCUCCGCCUGGCCAAAACCCUGGUUCUUAUCCUGGUGGCCCUCAUCAUCUGCUGGGGCCCGCUGCUCACCAUCAUGGUCUACGACCUCUUUGGGAAGGUGAACGACUUCAUCAAGACCGUGUUUGCCUUUUGCAGCAUGCUGUGCCUGCUCAACUCCACCAUCAACCCUGUAAUCUACGCCAUGAGGAGCAAGGACCUGCGCAGGGCCUUCCUCAACAUCUGCCAUAUGUGCUGGGGAGCGACGCAGCCCCUGGACAACAGCGCUGAGAGCGACUGGAACAGCAGGAGCAUGAGAGGCACAGCAGGCGGGGCGGGGAAAGAUGGAGCCGGCUGUGGAAACACCCAAGUGAAAGUAGCCCGGGUUACUGUUUCUGGAGUGACGGAGGCUCACACUGCAGAGGCUGUUUGAGAGACGAGCUGCUCUGCUCUGCUACAAGUGUGAAAUAAAGAUGGUGUAGAACAGCCCCGACCCUCUAGUGCACUCUCUGUGACUGUGAAAUGUGCCAAAACAUGAGAAACAGACUUGUUAUCGCUUUAAAUCUGUGAUAUUAACACAAAACUGUUCUCCUCUGUCGUUACUACUGAGACGUGGUUUGUUAGGUCGCACAAGACUGAGAA